Messenger RNA from Pungitius pungitius (ninespine stickleback), 3061 nucleotides. It is a transcript of the gene adra2a, whose product is annotated as adrenoceptor alpha 2A. NCBI's taxonomy places the organism in Eukaryota, Metazoa, Chordata, Actinopteri, Perciformes, Gasterosteidae. The coding region runs from base 1243 to 2511 and encodes 422 amino acids. Gene Ontology annotation, molecular function: epinephrine binding; alpha2-adrenergic receptor activity. Gene Ontology annotation, cellular component: plasma membrane. The record is from RefSeq and is a predicted model, not a curated record. The transcript is spliced from 2 exons. Gene Ontology annotation, biological process: adenylate cyclase-activating adrenergic receptor signaling pathway.
UUCAUCUAUUAUCGGUCUGAGAAAGCGCUCCUGCUAACGUUUCCCUCCUGGAUGUAGUGUAAAAAAGGAGGAUAAAUGAGUUUAGAAAAAGAAAUAAAGGGCUUCUCUUGACAUCCACGUGGUGUGGCUCUGCCUGCUGCUUAGCAACGAAGCACAGCACCUACACUGCAAAAGAUAUCUGUCCAAGCAGGUUGUUUACUCUUUGAUUAUUGUCUAUUUUUUGAGCCUUUGCAUUUGUGUUUCAUUCUUUUCUUCAGAAAUGCCAUAUGAUACUAAUUUAAGAAACAAAUCAAGUAGAUACUGACAUCUCGGUGUUACUCUGACCCCUCUCAUGGAAAAUGAAGGUAUGAAUUAUAGUUAAUUAUCAUAAAUACACAACUGUAACUUUGUUUUAUUGAUGUUUUGCAUUGUAUUUUUUUAUCAUCAAUAGAUUCUACGUUAUAUUUAGUUUGCUUAUUAUCUUUUAACCCUUAAAACGUGCCUCCAUCCCGUACUUUCUUCUCUCUGUGUCAUGUAUUACAGCCGCGAGACAACUACAGAAAACCCCUCUAAAACCCACAAAAUAAACCCCAGGACUUAUUACUUCCUCCCCGCCGAUGAUCCAUUUUUAAUGCCGUCAUUCAUGUCCUUUUUCCUCCCGCCAUUCCUCCACGCGCGUCCCGCUCGUGUGUCCGCGCGCGGUGACGCUCCCGUGAACGCGCGGCUGACCCCGCAGAGAGCGGGACACUUUUUGCAGCGUGCGGGGCUAUAAAGGGAGGGAGUGGCGCACGGGGUUUCACGCUGAGGAGAAGCGAUCGGCGCGCAGGAGGCAGCGCGGCAGCGCCCCGGAUAACGUGAUUAGCGCUCAAUCAGGUCCGCGACGGAUGCAGCACCGGGAGCCAAGUGUCGGGAGAGAGAGAGAGAGAGGGGGGGGGGAGAGAGAGAGAGAGAGAGAGGGGAGGCGCGGAGGGGACACUUCACGCCCGAUCCGUCCCAUGGAUCCUAUCUGCUUCCUAUCGAUCUGCUCUCAGAAGUUGCCCGCUGACACCUUUCUUGUGUCACACCGCUCUCUGGCUCAGAUGAAUUGACAGCGCUGUAAAUGAUAAGAGCUUCCCCUUAAAGGAGGGUGUACAUGAUGAAAGAGGAGUGAUUCAGUUCCUUCCCCCCACAGCCCGGCUGUGAGUUACCAGCGCUGUCCUCCCCCGGUGAUGAUAUUCGUUAACCCGAGGGCGACUCUCACAGGAAGUGGGCAAAUCUCCUCCAAUGGGGUUUGACAACGAGACCAACCAGACUCUUCCAGAUGUGGCCCCUUACAGCCUCCGGAUCUCCCUGCCGCUCACUGUGCUGGUGGGCAUCAUGAUCUCGCUGACAGUGUUCGGCAACGUGCUGGUGGUCAUCGCCGUGUUCACAAGCCGCUCCCUGAGAGCUCCCCAGAACUUAUUCCUGGUGUCUUUGGCGUCGGCGGACAUUUUGGUUGCCACCCUCGUGAUGCCUUUCUCCUUGGCCAAUGAGCUCAUGGGAUACUGGUACUUCGGGGAGGUGUGGUGUGAGAUAUACCUGGCACUCGAUGUUCUUUUCUGCACCGCCUCCAUCGCCCACCUCUGUGCCAUCAGCUUAGACCGCUACUGGUCCAUCACACAGGCCAUCGAGUACAACCUGAAGAGGACGCCGCGACGGAUCAAGUGCAUCAUCUUCAUCGUGUGGGUCAUUGCGGCGGUCAUCUCCUUCCCGCCUCUCAUCACCAUGGAGAAAGAAAACAGCGGGGAGGAGCUCGUGUGCAAAAUCAACAACGACAAGUGGUACGUCAUCUCCUCCUGCAUCGGCUCCUUCUUCCUUCCCUGCGUCAUCAUGGUGCUGGUGUACGUGCGGAUCUACCAGAUCGCCAAGAAGAGGACGCGGGCGCCGCCGGGAGACAGGAAGCGGAAAGAGCCGCCGAAGACGGCCACCGCGGCCGCCGCGGACCAGAAGGAGAACAGCGUGGGCGCGGGUGAGGCCGGGGAGCGCCUGUGCCACGGGAGGCUGAAUGGCGAGCAGGGCAUCGAGCUGGAGGAGGGGGCGAGGGGGCACGGAGGAGCAGACGAGGAGAAGGACGAGGUCAACGGGGUGGACCUUGAGGAGUCCUCCUCCUCCGACCACAAAGUGAACAAUCCCUGCUCCAUCAAGAAGAAAGCGGCAAAGGGCAGAACCAAACUGAGCCAAAUCAAACCAGGGGACGAUGGCGUCCAAGAGAGGGCGUCGAGCACCAAGGGCAGCCGCUGGAAGGGUCGCCAGAACCGGGAGAAACGCUUCACCUUCGUCCUGGCCGUGGUCAUCGGCGUGUUUGUGGUCUGCUGGUUCCCCUUCUUCUUCACGUACAUGCUGAUGACGCUGUGCGAGUCCUGCCCGGUGCCCGACACGCUGUUCAAGUUCUUCUUCUGGUUCGGCUAUUGCAACAGCGCGCUGAACCCCAUCAUCUACACCAUCUUCAACAAUGACUUCAGGAGGUCGUUCAAAAAGAUUCUGUGCAAGAGGGACACGCGAAGAUACGUGUGAUGGACUCCAUCUUCGUCUUCACUGUGUCACUGGUUUGUACGCACUACGUGUAACUGCUUGACAAAACAAAGGUUUCCUACGUGCAGCAUCUUUCAAAACAACACAAAAAAAACGUCACAGGCGACGACAAAACACACACAGUGAAACCGUGUUUUUAUUUCAAAUGUUACUAUUAUUUUUAUACGUAAAACAUACAUAGUUAAGUCAUGCUAGGUGUCGUACUUUAAGAUGAUAUGUUGUGCAAAUUGACCUGUUUGAAUAUUUGUCUAUUUUCUUGUUGUUAUUGGCAUUUUGUAUGAUAUUACUGUAAUGAUGGUGACGAAAAUUACGAUGAUGAUGAUGAUGAUGAUGAUGGACUGUGAGAAGAAGGCUGGCUCUUUAAAGAAUAAAACCAAUUUUCUGAACUGGUCUCAAGGCUCCACCCCAAUUUAAAGCAUCCAGCUAAUGUCGUUGUGAUGUGUUGUUGGACUGCAUGGUCACACAGACACACAAACACUCCCCACAAUGCAACUUCUUAAUCAGAUUGCCCCUCCCUGUGACAUCAGUAACA